Molecule: messenger RNA, 3307 nt
Organism: Meriones unguiculatus (Mongolian gerbil)
Lineage: Eukaryota; Metazoa; Chordata; Mammalia; Rodentia; Muridae
Product: zinc finger protein 82
Exons: 8
Coding region: 283-3198 (971 amino acids)
Biological process (GO): negative regulation of transcription by RNA polymerase II
Molecular function (GO): DNA-binding transcription repressor activity, RNA polymerase II-specific
Source: RefSeq, a predicted model, not a curated record
GCAGGCUCGCGCGGGCGGGCAGCUGGCGAGGAAGGCCCUAGGCGCGGAACCCGAGACGAGGGCGGGGCGGGCGGCGAGCCCGGGCGUGGUGCGGCGGCCGUGGUGCGGCGGCCGAGCUGCGGGCGGCGUCGAGCAGCCGUUAGCUGGCUCGCCGUGCGCGCGCGGCGCGGAGGGGCCGGGCCCGUGGCGCGCCCCCGGUCCCGCCACCGCCGUGGCGGGCACCACCCCCGGUUCCAGUCUGUUCCAGAAGAGCAGCGCAGAGCAGCUUCAGCUAUCAAAGCCAUGACUCAGGUGUCAGUGCUGUUCCGUGAUGUGUACAUAGACUUCUCUCAGGAGGAGUGGGAGUGCCUGACUGAGGAACAGAGGGAUCUGUACAGAGAUGUGAUGUUGGAGAAUUACAGCAACCUGCUUUCAAUGGUCCUGGAAUCAAGAUGUGAGUCCCAGAAAUUAUUUUUGAAGAAGGAACUUUAUGAGAUAGAGUCAGCACAGUGGGAGAUCAUGAAAAAACUCACAAGACAGGACCUUCGGAGCGCUGAUCUCAGCUGUGUUCAGGAAUGGACCAAGCAGUGUGAGAGGCUGCGUGGGGCUCAGGAGACACAAGUCAGUCAACUGAUCGUCAGCUGUGAAGACACGGCUGCGCUCAGUCGGUAUCCAUCCUUCAGGAAGGAGAACUACUGUGCAAGUAAAGAGAACAGGAAGCUCUACAAACACAGCUCACCGUUCACCACCCAUCAAAUCAUCCGCACCAUUGAGAAGCCAUAUGAGUGCAAGGACUGCGGCAGGAUGUUUAGACACCCCUCGGGACUCACUCACCAUCACAAGAUUCACACUGGAAAGAAACCCUUCGAAUGUAAGGAAUGUGGAAAGACGUUUAUUUGUGGCUCAGACUUGACACGACAUCACAGAAUUCACACAGGGGAGAAGCCCUACGAGUGUAAGGACUGUGGGAAAGCCUUCAGUAGUGGUUCAAAUUUUACUCGCCAUCAGAGAAUUCACACAGGCGAGAAGCCUUAUGAAUGUAAAGAGUGUGGGAAGGCUUUUAGCAGUGGUUCAAAUUUUACCCAGCAUCAGAGAAUCCACACUGGAGAGAAACCGUAUGAGUGUAAGGAGUGUGGCAAUGCCUUUAGUCAGAGCUCACAACUUAUUAAACAUCAGAGAAUCCACACUGGAGAGAAACCCUAUGAGUGUAAGGAGUGUGAGAAGGCCUUCCGUUCCGGUUCUGACCUCACCAGGCAUCAGAGAAUCCACACCGGAGAGAAACCCUAUGAGUGUAAGGUUUGUGGGAAAGCCUACUCGCAGAGCUCGCAGCUCAUCAGUCAUCACAGAAUCCACGCGGGUAAGAGAGCCUACGUGUACGAGGACUGCAGGGAGAGCGCUAACUAUGACCCACGGCUGCUUCAGCAUCAGAACUUAUGCUGGGCUGCGGGGGAGCGCGGCGCGUGCGCGCUGGGCGCGUGCGGCGGGCGCUCCCGGCAGCCCUCGCGCGCUCCGGGUCCUGCGGGGUGUGAGGACCGGCCCGGCGGCCCUGCGGCCGCUGUCAGCUCCGCGGCGCCCGCUCCGCGCCCGGGUCGCAGCCCCCGGACGCAGGGGAGGCGCUGCAGGGAGCGGGUGUCAGUGAUGUUCAGUGACGUGUCCAUAGCCUUCUCUCAGGAAGAGUGGGAGUACCUGGACUUAGAGCAGAGGAAUUUGUACAAAUAUGUGAUGAUAGAGAACUACCGGAAUGUGGUCUCCUUAGCAGGGUGCCUCAUUUCUAAACCAGACGUGAUCUCCUUACUGGAGCAAGGGAAAGAGCCCUGGAGGGUUUCCAGGAAAAGAGGAAGAAAUCGAGAUUUGGACACUAAGGAUGAGACCAAUCAGCUAUUCUCAGAAAAAGGCUUUUAUGAAAUUAACUUAUCCCAGUGGAAGAUAGUGGAAAGAAUUGGGAGCAGUGGCCUGAAGGACCUUAUUUUAAAAAACAAAUGGGAGUCAAAAAGGAAACAUGCGAGACGAGUGGGCUCUCAGGAGGGCUGUCUCAGUCCAGUGAAGAAGGCACCUGAAACAGUGUCCUCCUAUGAAAAGCGUGCGUCUGCUACUCCACGACAGAGAGUCCGUUUUGUGGAGAAGCCUUACGAGUGUGACGAGUGUGGAAAGGCGUUUAGAGUGCGCCAGCAGCUGACUUUCCAUCAGAGAAUCCACACUGGCGAGAAGCCCUACGUGUGUAAGGAGUGUGGCCUGGCCUUCAGGCAGACCGCGCACCUGACCAGGCACCAGCGACUCCAUUCUGGUGAAAAACUGUACGAGUGCAAGGAAUGUGGGGAAGCUUUCACAUACGGCCCAGACCUCAGGGCUCACCAAAAGCUUCACAGCGGGGAGAAGCCCUACACAUGUAAAGAGUGCGGGAAAGCCUUCAGGGUGCGAGGACAGCUCACCCUCCACCAGAGAAUCCACACGGGCGAGAAGCCCUACGUGUGUGAGGAGUGUGGGAAGGCCUUCCGGCAGUACGCGCACCUGACCAGGCACCAGAAGCUGAACAUUGCUGACCGGCUCUACGAGUGCAGAGAGUGUGGGAAAGACUUCCUGUGUGGCUCCGGCCUGCGGGCGCAUCACAAGCUCCACACGGGCGAGAAGCCCCACGAGUGCAAGGACUGUGGGAAGGCCUUCAGGGUGCGGCAGCAGCUCACCCUGCACCAGAGAGUUCACACCGGGGAGAAGCCGUACGAGUGCAGCGAGUGUGGGAAGACCUUCAGUCGGGGCUAUCACCUCAUUCUCCACCACAGGACGCACACUGGGGAGAAGCCGUACGAGUGCAAGGAGUGCUGGAAGGCCUUCAGCCGCUACUCCCAGCUCGUCUCCCACCAGAGCGUCCACGGGGGGAUCAAGCCCUACGACUGCAAGGACUGCGGCAAGGCCUUCCGGCUGCUCUCGCAGCUGACGCAGCACCGGAGCGUCCACGCUGGGGAGAAGCCGUACGCCUGCAAGGAGUGCGGCAAGGCCUUCAGGCUGCGCCAGAAGCUCACUCUGCACCAAAGCAUCCACACCGGGGAGAAGCCCUUCGAGUGUAAAGAGUGUAGAAAGGCCUUCCGGCUCAACUCUUCCCUCAUCCAGCACCUGAGGAUCCACUCUGGUGAGAAGCCCUAUGAGUGUAAGGAGUGUAAGAAGGCCUUUCGGCAGCAUUCCCACCUCACCCAUCACCUCAAGAUUCACAGUGUCAAGGUGUGACAGUCUUAGCGGCCCUACAGAACAUUCUGUGACUGUCACAGCUAAUCGCACACAUGUAACCGACCUGGCGUAAGAGGCUUUAUACCAUUAAAGGCAUGUGUUAAUUUAA